CAAAUAAUUAAUAGUUUAAUUAAGGCGUUGUUUGGAUGAGAAGAACAGAGGCAUGAGGUUAGGGUGAUUUGAAAGAUGAAGAAGAAGUGAGAGUGAGAGUGAGAGAAUGCGAAUGGCAUCAUCGUCGUCGGCGUUCAUGUUGAUCUGCAUCCUGCACUCCCUCAUAGCGGUCACGUGUGGGGCGCUGAUGAUGUUCUACAUGAAGGAGGUUUACACGUUCGGCCACGGAGUCCAGACCGCCACCAAGCUCUUGGGAUCCACGCCACACGAUCAGCUCCUCAUCAAGACCUCCGAUUCCUUCUCCGGCCUUCUCCUCGUCGCCAUUGGCUUCCUCCUCUUUAUGGUCUCCUUCGUCAGGGAUCGCGAUUUUCAGGUCUUCUUCGCCAAGGGCUGCACGCUUCUCCACCUCUUCAUGGCCAUGUGGAGGAUCUACUUCGAACGCAAGGUCGAGGAUCUUGCCUGGGAUUGGCUCCGCCAGACUGUCGGUGACCUUCUCUUGGCCCUCUCCUGGGUCUUCUUUCUUGUUUACUCUUGGAGGGAGAAGUAUGAUUAGUUUCCCCCUUUCUUUUUCCUUGUCAUUUUCCUUUUAUUUUCUUAAAUUAAAAUCUUUUCACCUUUCGAUUUACCUUGUAAAGAAUCGGAUCUCAAUUUGUUUUUAUCAAUUCUGUGUUGAGAGAUACCUUCUCAAUUGCCUUC
Molecule: messenger RNA, 696 nt
Organism: Vigna radiata var. radiata (mung bean)
Lineage: Eukaryota; Viridiplantae; Streptophyta; Magnoliopsida; Fabales; Fabaceae
Exons: 1
Coding region: 107-553 (148 amino acids)
Source: RefSeq, a predicted model, not a curated record